Acipenser ruthenus (sterlet) is the source of this 5144-nucleotide messenger RNA. RefSeq lists its product as uncharacterized. The coding region runs from base 314 to 2185 and encodes 623 amino acids. The transcript is spliced from 2 exons. The record is from RefSeq and is a predicted model, not a curated record. NCBI's taxonomy places the organism in Eukaryota, Metazoa, Chordata, Actinopteri, Acipenseriformes, Acipenseridae.
UCAGCAAAAGAAAAAACAUCAACAUUGUUCCAGGCGCAUUCCCCACAUGAGUGGUGUGUGUGCAAAAGUGAGUGCAUGGAAAAUCAAAUUAUAAGGCUUGCAUCUUUACAGUCAGGUUUGGGAAUCGGAUUUUGCGGCUUUGGUGUGUUUCCGAGGAGAGAACCCUAAGCUAUACGGCACAGGAGAAAACGGCGCUCCAUUCAUCUUCUCCAGCCUUGUGUGACGGUGGAGAGAGGGACACACAGAGGAGAGCUAGAGGACACCCAUCCCUCGCUGGUGGUUUUUAACUGUGUUCUGCUGCUACUUUGAAGACAUGGAAAAUGCAUCUCCCCGUGGGUUUAUCUUGUGCGCUUGUGGCAAGCACAGGUACGCUUCUACUGAUUCUCAUGGCAGCUGCAUGCACUGCCUGGGCUUGGAACAUGCCAAGACAUCUGUGUCGGAACGUGGCAAGUGCCCUCACUGUGCCAAGUUUCAGCGGCGUGCAUGCCACAAGCGCCUGUCUAAGGUACGAAAGUUCCUAAACCAGAUGACUAGUGAUAAGAAGACUAUCCCUCCUGACCCUAAACCUUUAAAGCCUGUGGUGAGUACACCGGCCAAGGUCACUUUACCAACAGUGAUGAAGAAAAGCCUGCAGACAGAUGCACCCAGUCAGCCCUCCAUGGUGCUGUUCUCUUCUCUAUCCACCGCCACAUCCACACUGACACCACAAUCAUCCACAAUCCCCAUGGUGUUCACAAUUCGUUCACCUGCUUCCACGUCUUCCAUGCAACACGUGGCACCAGUCCAAGAACCAAAAAGGGAGAAUAAUACAGGGACAGAACGGCACUCCAGUAAUUCUGGCUCUAAAAGCCAUUCGCAUAGAGGCUCCCACAAGAGGAGGCACUCGUCAGAACGUCGAUCUAGACACUUUAGGCAAUCCCAGCACGCCAGGCGGUCUCAUGGACUUAGUCAUGCCCGCUCUAACUCCCCCUCCUCCUCCUAUACUUCUUAUUCCAGCUCGUCAGACUGCUUCUCCCCUAAGAAAGAGAACAGCUCCCGGCUCUUGGCCCGGUUCUCUGACAUGCUAAAGAAGCAGCGAGAGCAGCUGCUGGAUGUCAUGCACUUGCAGCUGCAAGCACUACAGCAGUCCAUGCAGGCGCAGCGUGACUCUAUGGAACAACGAGUCGAAGCCCUUGAGAAAAAGCAAAAAAAGUUCCUGUCUGCACCUUCUGUGAUGCAAACACAAUCCUUGGGCUCAACCCAGGAUACAGAUUUUGCACAUGACGAUACCUUCAGACCAGAAGCUGAGCCGACGUGCAAGGAUUGGUCAGGAUCCACUGCGUCAAUGGAUUCUGACACAAUUACUGUGAAAAUUGAGGAGGAUCCCAUUUCAAUUGUGUCUGGCUAUGAUAUUGAGGAAGAGGGGGACGAUGAAGAUAAUGGUGAUAGUGAAGAUGCUUCUCUGCUCCCGGAUGUUACCCCUUCCAUGCAAGAACUUCUUUUGGCAGAUGACUUGCAAAGCCUGAUCUGUCGUGCAGCUGAAUACCUGGGAAUUGAUUUCCCGGCAGUACCAGGAAGAUUGACAGCACCAGAUCCAACCAUGGUACCGGAGUUCGAAAACCUGGUACAGAGCACAUGGUCAAACCCAGCUUCAUCCCGACCCUUCAAGGAGGUCCAUUCUAAGAUGUACAGCUUGCAUGAAUGCCAGGCUCCUGCCUAUGACAGAAUGCCUCAGGUGAGUGGGCUCAUGUCUGCAAUCUUUCAGGCUGUGAAGCCAACAGAUAGUAAAGAGGCUCCUGUCCCUACAAAGCAGUGGCGGUUCACAGAGGCGCUUGCAGAACGAGUGUACCAAACUGCUGGAAUGCUGGCCAGGACUGCAAACUAUCUCAGGUACCUGUCAGAUUAUCAGACACGUCUGCUUGAUGAGAUCACUGGCGAAGCACCUGCACCACGCUUGCAGGCAGUCUUGAAUGAACUGAAACUUAUCGCCCAGUUCAGUCUCCAGCUGUCCUCUCAUCAGGCUGAGCUCUCUGGUAGGGCAAUGGCAUGUUCAGUAGCCAUUCGUCGACAAGUUUGGAUGGCUAACGCCAAGUAUACUGAUGCUCUGAAGGCAACUGUUGCAGACUUGCCCUUUGUAGUCGGCCACACGUUUGGGCCUCAUGUAGAUGCAGCCUUUAACGACCUGGUUUGCAAGCAGACAUUGUAAUUGCAUCAUUAGUAGAUUUAGAUUCCUGUACAGUAUUUCCCUGUUAAGGAAGUUCCAAAUGUUACUGAGUUGAGCCUCGUGUCUGAUUCUGUUUAUAUAUACAGUCACUUGUUGCCUGGGUUUCUUAAAUCCAGGCAUUUCUCCAAUCCUGUUAUAUCUACUCAUGGUAGUGUAUCUAUAGACACUGACAUAAAAAUGUGAAAAUCAGAUUAGGAGUAGGAAUGCUAAAGCAAAUAAUUUCUUAGUGUGGUUAGUCAAGUGAAAUCAGUUUCACAAUGAAUGUGUCUUAACAUAAUCUUUUGGCUUCUCUGCUGUAUAAAAUAUGUACUGUAUGUGUAACUGAUAGGGGGUGUGCCACUACUUGUACUUUCUGAGUAAUUGCCUUUAAGAAAAUUGAAGUUGUUAGGUUUAAGUAAAUUGAAUAAAACAGUGCAACCCCAAGGUUUCCCUUGUUUACACAAUUAUUGAAUACCAAUCUAUAACAAUCAGACAGUGUUAUUUAACAUAGAACCUGUUGUGAUCAAACUAACAAACUUUUAUUUAAAUUUUAUAAGCGAUUAUUUGUCUUACCUUUCUUUUAUCCUUUAGAUAUGAUUUUUUUUUUUUUUUACUUAGUUUCCUUAGAAAUUAGUCAUCUCUGCAGAAUUGUGGGAUUGUAGUCCUGGUCAAGGUGUUAUUUCUGAUAAAACUUGACAAAGGAAUACAGGUCCCAGUUUACACAGUGGUAAUGUUUAUGUGACAAAUCGGCUGCAUUUUCUGGUUUUGCCACAUAUUUUUAGUUUACAGCCUCGGUGCAGCAGUACGGCAGUAACAAUGUCAGUGUCCCAGAUGAGAUGGAAAACUCGCUUCCAGUCAGAAUUUCCAUUGAUUGGCACUGUGUUGUAAAGGUGAGGGGAGGGCAGCUAUUCUUGUUUGGAAAUCAACACAAUAAUACAUAGGUGUGUUUUGAUUGCCAAUAAAUACUUCUUAAAGGCAGUUACUCUGAAAUUACAAGUAUUGGCACACCCUACUAACUGUAUAGCUGUGGUUCCCAACAUUCCCAAUUCCUUAGUGUUUAGGUAUUUCCCCACUGACCAGAGCCAGCAUGGGCAAGACAUGCUCUAAAACCAAUGCCAGUAUUUUAGUAUUAUUAAGAGAGUUUCUGCACCACGUACUGCAAAACACAGACAAGACUAUGUCGGGUCCUGAUUUACAUUGUUUGAGGCAAUGCAUAAUCUGCAAAAUCUGUAUUCUACAUCUUUAUAAAUUACAUCUGCUAGAUGUAACAGCAUACUGUAUACGCAAGAUAACGCAAUAUUGACCUGGUAUAUUUGUGUUAUGUGGUUUGGAAACUCUAAUGUUAAAAGGCCCCAUUUUAGCAGUGUUUGCAUUAUUCUGAAUUGCUAAAUGUUUCAGAAUUACAUUGCAACCAGGAUGAUGUUAGAAGAGCUUGUUUAAGAUUAACAGGUUGUGUGUGUAAAUAGAUCCCUUUGUCUAAAGUCUUUCAAUGACCACCUCCACAUAAGUUCACAUAUAUUUGCAUACUACUGUACAGAGCAUUUGUGAGCAAUAACAAAUAAAGAACAGUUUCAGAGAACAUUUUGGACCAUGUGGUAAUACAGGUAAUGGCUUGUUAGUCUGGUAAAAAAUAUAAUAUUUUAUUUUGUUAGUGUUUAAUGUUUGCGACAGUAAUUGAUUAUAAAUGCAGUAUACUUUGCUAAAUCAAGUAAGAAUGUGAUGAAUAGUCAUAUACUCCUUCUCCACUGGCACACCCGACCCGUGAGGGCGUGGUACAGGUACGGGUACGGGUGGUUCUCCACUGGCACAUCUGACCUGUGAGGGCUCGGUACGGUACGGGUACAGGUGGUUCUCCACUGGCACAUCCGACCCGUGAGGGCUCGGUACGGGUACGGGUACGGGUGGUUCUCCAGUGGCACACCCGACCCGUGAGGGCAUGGUACAGGUACGGGUACGGGUGGUUCUCCAGUGGCACACCCGACCCGUGAGGGCUCGGUACGGUACGGGUACGGGUGGUUCUCCACUGGCACACCCGACCCGUGAGGGCUCGGUACGGUACGGGUAUGGGUGGUUCUCCACUGGCACACCCGACCCAUGAGGGCUCGGUACGGGUACGGGUGGUUCUCCACUGGCACAUCCGACCCGUGAGGGCUCGGUACGGGUACGGGUGGUUCUCCACUGGCACAUCCGACCCGUGAGGGCUCGGUACGGGUACGGGUGGUUCUCCACUGGCACAUCCGACCCGUGAGGGCUCGGUACGGGUAUGGGUGGUUCUCCACUGGCACAUCCGACCCGUGAGGGCUCGGUACGGGUACGGGUGGUUCUCCACUGGCACAUCCGACCCGUGAGGGCUCGGUACGGUACGGGUGGUUCUCCACUGGCACAUCCGACCCGUGAGGGCUCGGUACGGGUACGGGUACGGGUGGUUCUCCACUGGCACAUCCGACCCGUGAGGGCUCGGUACGGUACGGGUACGGGUGGUUCUCCACUGGCACAUCCGACCCGUGAGGGCUCGGUACGGGUACGGGUGGUUCUCCACUGGCACAUCCGACCCGUGAGGGCUCGGUACGGUACGGGUACGGGUGGUUCUCCACUGGCACAUCCGACCCGUGAGGGCUCGGUACGGGUACGGGUACGGGUGGUUCUCCACUGGCACAUCCGACCCGUGAGGGCUCGGUACGGUACGGGUACGGGUGGUUCUCCACUGGCACAUCCGACCCGUGAGGGCUCGGUACGGGUACGGGUGGUUCUCCACUGGCACAUCCGACCCGUGAGGGCUCGGUACGGGUACGGGUGGUUCUCCACUGGCACAUCCGACCCGUGAGGGCUCGGUACGGGUACUGGUGGUUCUCCACUGGCACACCCGACCCGUGAGGGCACGGUACGGGUAUGGGUGGUUCUCCACUGGCACACCCGACCCGUGAGGGCUCAGUACAGUACUGGUACUGGUGGUUCUCCACUG